AUGAAGAAAAUUGCAAUAUUCGUGAUGAAUUUAAGAAAAUAUUUGAGCUUGCAAAGCCUUGUUACCCCAUCAACGGGGUUGUCUCGUAAUGUUCAAACAUUCUGUGAUCAGUAUGCGAUCCUUUCAAAUAAAGUUGUUGAAUUGGAGAAUAUUGGUGUUGGUGUUAGGAUGGUUCCAAAGGCAAAACUAAAUGAUGUUAAAGGUGAGUUGGUGCCCCUUCAAGUGGAAAAGGUUAUUUUACAAAGCAAGUUGGCUGAUCACCAACAUUUGGAGGAGGAAAUUGCUUUGAUGCAGUGUAAGGUUGCAUCUUUGGAGUUGGAGAAAACUAGGCAUGUUGAUAAAAUUGAUAUGUUAGAGCAUGAUGUCAAAAAGUUGAAGAGUGAUCACAAUAUAUCGUCUUUGAGGAACACAAAUUUGUAA
Molecule: messenger RNA, 420 nt
Organism: Lactuca saligna
Lineage: Eukaryota; Viridiplantae; Streptophyta; Magnoliopsida; Asterales; Asteraceae
Source: the annotation of a GenBank genome assembly